Messenger RNA from Aspergillus tanneri, 1710 nucleotides. RefSeq names its product stromal membrane-associated protein. The record is from RefSeq and is a predicted model, not a curated record. NCBI's taxonomy places the organism in Eukaryota, Fungi, Ascomycota, Eurotiomycetes, Eurotiales, Aspergillaceae. The coding region runs from base 1 to 1710 and encodes 569 amino acids. Gene Ontology annotation, biological process: endocytosis; endoplasmic reticulum to Golgi vesicle-mediated transport; intra-Golgi vesicle-mediated transport. Gene Ontology annotation, molecular function: metal ion binding; GTPase activator activity. Gene Ontology annotation, cellular component: Golgi apparatus. The transcript has 5 exons.
AUGUCUCGACGUGCGACGCCAUCCCAGGCUGCUCAGAACCAGCAGACCAUUAAGAACCUGCUGAAACUCGAGUACAACAAGACAUGUGCCGACUGCAAGCGCAAUAAACACCCACGAUGGGCCUCCUGGAAUCUAGGAAUCUUCAUUUGCAUUCGUUGCUCAGGCAUCCACAGGGGCAUGGGAACCCAUAUCAGCCGAGUGAAAUCCGUCGACCUCGACUCGUGGACUGAUGAACAACUUGAGAGUGUUUUGAAAUGGGGCAAUGCAAGAGCUAACAAAUACUGGGAAGCGAAAUUGGCACCUGGUCAUAUCCCGUCGGAAGCUAAAAUCGAGAACUUCAUCCGGACUAAAUACGAUUCCAAGCGAUGGAUUAUGGACGGCCCAAUGCCCGACCCCUCGACGUUGGAUAUUGGCGACGAUGAUGUGCCUCUUGCGGUCGUUCAAGAAAAGGCAAAAAUUGAGCGUUCUGCCUCUCAACGAGUGGCCACCAGUCAACCACGCGCUAUACAACGACCGCAACCUUCCAUCGACCUCUUCGGCGACGACAUCGAACCUCCAGUGCGCCCUAGCACGACAGAACCUACACCAAAGGCUACACUGAAGCAGCAGCCGCCACCCCAGCAGGCUGCACCCAAAUCGACACGUCCUGGCGAUUCCUUGCUUGGGCUGGAUUUCUUCGGCAACGCCCAGCCGACGACCACCAACCGCCCGGCCAGCACAGCAUCCACACCCGUCAACCCAUCAGGAAUGUCUCGACCGGAUUUGAAACAAUCCAUCCUGUCACUCUAUUCAAAGCCGCAGCCACAUCAUGAACGCAACUCUUCGUUUGGGGAUCUCGCCUCUCCCGCGCCACAGUCGACAUCUUCCAGCAUGGGGGGUCUGACCGAUGCUUUCAGUGGAUUGAGCUUUCCGUCGACCACGUCUCCCCCUCCUCCAAAGCCGGCCGAGAAGCCGUCACCUUUUGCUAAUCUGACUAGCUUCGCUACUGCCAAGUCAACACCGGCAGCACCAAUGGUUUCAUCACCUACCGCCUCCGUCAGCGGUGGGGGAAGCUUGUUUGAUAGCCUCACGUCUCCCACAUUUCCUCCCGCGAAGCCUCAGUCUCGUACCGCAUCGAUUUCUUCCAAUGGAUUCGAUUCCGGAUUUGGUGGCUUUGGAUCUCCCCCACCGACGAAGCCGAACCCGCCGCAGUCGUCUCUGUCAAAUGAUCUGUUCGGAUUGUCUUCUCCUCCCGCCCCAGCCGCGGCAGCUUCAGCACCUCCGGCACCCAAAGCCCCGUCUCAACAGCUGGAGCUGCAGUCUGCUUUCAACAUUAGUGCUCCACCUGCACCUAAACCUCAAGUAUCUGCAGCAACGGCGUCUAUCGCAAGCGCUCUCCCAGCAAGCAUUGACCCUUGGGGAGGAAAUGCCUGGAUCACUCCUGAUCCUACGCCGACUGCGCCCCCUGCACCCCAUGCGCCAUCUGCAUCCACAUCCACGAUGAUGAAGGUGCCGGAUACCUUGACUGCCAACGACAUCGGUGCCGGCUGGGGCGCCCCGGCUCCACCAGCCACAAGCUCCAGACCGGCGCCUACAGUGGCCGCAGAUGAGGAUUUCGGUGGGUGGGCCAGUGCAGCGCCCGUGUCUUCGACCAUACCAACAACAAGCGCGGCUAAACCGGCAGGCGGGUUUGGCGGAGCUGAUGAUUUGUUUUCUAAUGUUUGGGAGUAG